Dentiscutata erythropus is the source of this 432-nucleotide messenger RNA. Lineage: Eukaryota; Fungi; Glomeromycota; Glomeromycetes; Diversisporales; Gigasporaceae. The record is from the annotation of a GenBank genome assembly.
AUGCCAAAAUUAUCUGCAAAAUAUCGCCAAAUGAUACAACUGAUGGCUAAUCGUGAAAUAGCCAAAAAAAUUAAAAAAGCUAUGGAUACUCUUCAGUCUCUUGAUGUAGAAGAUUUUAAUAAUGCCCUAGAAUUUAUAAAUACUAUUAAAAAAGAAAAUAAGUUAGAAGCUUCUAUAAAAUCUAUGGAAAAACUUAUUAAAAUUAUUCAAAGCUUAGAUAAUAAUGAGAAAGAAGAUGUGAUAAAACUGUUAGACAGUAUAAGAUAUCCACAGGAAAAAAAUGAAGACAAAAUUAUAUCCCCAUAUUUACAACAACAAUUAGUUAAAGUAAUUUAUACUUCCCUUUAUUGGCCACAAGAAAGCUAUUCUGUUUUAAAAGAAGAACAUAAUCAUCUUAGGCUUCAAAACAGAAAGUUAAUUAAAAAAAAUGAG